AUGCAACCCGUGUUUACUUCUAUGCCUCCUGCUGAAGCGAGAAUUCGGGAGAGACAAGAGUUGUCGAUUCCGCCUGUUUCAGAUCUCGUCAAACUGCCCCUAAUUCCUCCGUGUCUGUUCUCUUCUCUUGCAGAAAGUCACUAUGAUUACGCACCUCAAGACAAUCCGCAUUCAGUCAGUCGAAACACGGGUUGUGAGUAUGGCUGCUGUUUCACAGAGCAGGACCUCUUAAUCGAUGUGCUUUCGGACGAGUCAACUCCACCGACGUCGACGUCUGCCGCAGUGACCUCGAAUCAGGGCACGUCAGUUGCACUCGGACAGGAAGAAGCGAAGGAGGAGGAGGAGGAAGAGGAGGAGGAGGAGGAUUACUUCAGUUUGGCGGCACGCUGUUUGCACCAACACCUGUCGGACAGUCUCGGCGAUGCGCCGUCCUCCCACACCUCGCAUUCCCCUCGACGAUCGAGCACUUCGGCCGCCACCGCGUCUCUGCGACACACUGCCUUCCUCUCCGCCAUCACCGCAACUGUCAGUUCCCGUUCCCCCACCCCACCCCACCCCUCCCUCCCUCCCACCACCUCCUACCUUACCGCGUUUUCUGUAGUCUUUCCUCGUCUUGUUCGCUACGAAGGGAAGGAAAGAGAAACAGCUCCAAUGUGCCUAGUCUCCUCCAGCUCUGCCCGCCUCCUCAUCCCCUCUGCGCUUUUCAUCACGGUAGAUUUCGACGACUGGGGCAUCUUCCAACAUCGCCUUAUGCAACUAGAGCAUAAUACUAAUGAUACUGAUAUGUGUAAUUAUGAGUACAGGUAG
This is a messenger RNA of Mesocestoides corti, 807 nucleotides long. The record is from the annotation of a GenBank genome assembly. Lineage: Eukaryota; Metazoa; Platyhelminthes; Cestoda; Cyclophyllidea; Mesocestoididae.